CGGCUUUGCUCUGGCAAACAUUCCGCUUAGGAUGGCUUCGUCAUCAAUCCUACGCGCAAUCCUACGCGGAUUGCUUCAUGAGAUGUCGCAAUGCAGUGGCCUGGACUGGCAGCCUGUGAGGGCAGAACAAGCGGCCUUUCGGCCACCACGUCGCUAUUCUUGGGGAUCGUCGAAGCGCUACGAAUAUCAACUACGACACAGAACUGGUGACGGCUUGGAAGCAGUAUAUAGUCUCUCCAUGUCGUCCGCUCCCUCCUCGACUCCAACAUCCACCCAAAGACCCUGACUGCAGCGCACAUUAUAUCUACGACGGAGGCGCCCACCAAGCAAAGAUCACCAGAAACAGAUUUCCCUAGUCUCGGAACUUUCGAUCUACAGCCAACAUGUCAGGCCCCUACGGAAAUGGAAGAAGUGGAAGAGGUGACGGACUCCAACCUGGGUACAAUACCCCUUUUGGGCGCGGAGGACCACCACCAGACCAACCAUCUCAGCCUCGUCCGGGUCAGGGCGGCCAAAAUCGGGGCCCAUGGGAGCCUGACACGCGGGGACAGCAUUACGCUAGAUCGACUGUCCCAGCUCCGGAGAGCCAAUACCCUGGCUCGUACGGUCAGUUCCGAGAGGGCAUGCGCAUAAGAGCAGACCCGCAACAUCCUGAGCAGAUCAAGGAUCCUUUCAGUCACGGUGGGACAGAGGAGAGCGAGAUGACGACCAACGCGCUUUCAAUGGUUGCAAGGCAGCACGCAAUGGACAGUCACUUCCGACCCCAAGUCCUCGCAAUGAACAGGAACGCAAACGAUCUGGGAACGACGACUGGCGAUAGUUCAUAUGCUCCAGGAGCUUCCAGGAUCCAGGAAGCCACGGAUCCUCGCUAUCCUGCACAAUCAUCCAGGCAGGGGGUGCAAGCACGGCAAGGCCUUGAUCCCGGCGCAAGCCGUUACAGAGAUUAUCCCGGAUUCCCCCGUACCGACGGAGCGACGGGGCAGCCUACCGAUGUCCCCUCAAGAUACGGACAAAUGACAGAUCCAUCGGAUCCAUCAGGGAGUGGCGGUGCUGGUGGUUCAAGCUCACGAGGGAGACUGAGCAGAGGAGGAGAUGGUCGCGGCCCGACAUAUGACGACGGGAGAGGGGGCAAGUAUUCGACCCGUGCAUCGAGGCACGAUAUCCAGAGGGGAAAUCCCAACCCGCGUCAUAAGUAUACAACCCGUGACGGUCGCACAAGAAGUGUCGGCCCUCAUAUGAGGCCUGACAUGAUGCCGCCACCACCACCCCUUCCUCCGAAAGGCACUGGCGGCAUGGGGAGAUAUCAGGGAGGGGGAGGAGAACAUGGAGCGCCCCCGCCUGAGGAAAGGCUGUUUUUUAGAUAGGGCCAUCAAGCAAAUCUCGAUGUGGAUGCAAGCUAAAGGGGGGGAGAGCCAUUGGCGGAGGAGAGCACUCGGGGGACGAAGGAACGACAUUCAUCUGGUAGAAGAGGCAUGGCCUCAAAGGUAAACGACGGAAUGACAUAGGUUAUCAUAAGAAUUAGUUGAUUGUCAGGCCUCUGA
Messenger RNA from Exophiala xenobiotica, 1541 nucleotides. RefSeq lists its product as uncharacterized. Lineage: Eukaryota; Fungi; Ascomycota; Eurotiomycetes; Chaetothyriales; Herpotrichiellaceae. The transcript is spliced from 3 exons. The record is from RefSeq and is a predicted model, not a curated record. The coding region runs from base 384 to 1364 and encodes 326 amino acids.